AUGCUGAUUUACCGCGUCGUUGCACUGUCAGUGACCUAUCUGUCCCUACCAGUCGCUGUCGUGUUCGCCAAGAAAUCCGACUUGAAUGGAUGGUACCCGUGUUCCGAUACCACGUUUUCCGACGAGGGGAGCCUAGCUGGCAUAAUUGCCGAGUGUGCGGUCUACAAAGCACCCUUAUGCUACCCCGGAAUCUGUGAGACUCUGCCAUCGUUGGACCCGACUGUCGAUAUAUUCGUCAAGAGGUACCCAGCAACGUCUGGAGACCCUGCUACUGCAUCGAACGUGUGGUUUGUCCAAGGCGGUCCGGGUUAUUCAUCGAGCACAUUGGAAUGGACCAUGAGCUAUUUGCAUGGCGCACUUGGAGGAGAAGCUAACGUGUACACGAUGGACCACCGUGGCACGGGCCGUAGCACACGUCUGGACUGUGUAGCAGCUCAGGCUACCACCACCGGCUCACCUCAGAGUAGUGGUAUUGAGCUGUCCGAGGUCGAUGCGUGUGCGCAGGAUCUCGAGUACAAGUUUGGCGACCUGUCUUCGUUCUCAAUGACGAGUGCUGCCACGGACAUUGCAACGUUCAUCUCCAAGUUUACGAACGGACAAAACACCACAGUCUGCGGUGUUAGCUAUGGAACGACUCUGGUAGAACGGCUCAUGCACUUGAAGACUCCGACGGUCAUCGGUUAUGUUAUGGAUGGUGUUUCCACGAACUCUGCAGCACCAAAGGACGAAUUUCCGUACUUUUCGAAGACCGAAGUCGACGCCGGAGAAGUGGGCGACGCUUUUCUCGAUUUUUGUAUUGACGACGAAGGCUGCAGUCACCACUUCAAGUCUGUCAGUUUGCCUGAAUCACUACAGCAGCUCAUCAAGAAGUUUGACAAGGAGCCUAACUCGUCAUGUGCUCAGCUGGUACGCACAAAGGGUGCCCAGACUAUUUACCCACCGUCAUUUUCACUCCGCAGCACUCUGGGUAUGAUGUUGCUCGAUUCGACGUUUCGAAUGUUCAUUCCACCACUCAUCUACAGACUGAACCACUGCACGAAAGGAGACCGCACCGUGUUGGCGCAAUUUUUCACAGCUUUUAAAAAGGCCGUCACCGCAAAAUCCGAGGACAGCGCGUACAUGUCUCAGCUUUUGUACUAUCUGAUCGUCUUUUCUGAAACAUGGGAAGUGCCUGCACCGACUUUUGAAGUGGUGAAGAAACGAUUGACAGACGCGACAAUGUGCGAAGGUUCGUUUGAGAAGUCGGACGAUGUUGGAUUGUACAAGUCGAACCAGCUGUACUGCGCUUUUUCCAAAGAGAAUUCUCCGGCUUGUGACCAGCUUCACCUCGGCAACCAUAGCUCAAGCACCAUUAUCUACAAGCCAGAUAAAUACUGGAACAAGACUGCAGUCAUUCCAAGCCAUACAAGCGUUUUGCUACUGAGUAGCAAAAUGGAUGCCCAGACGCCUCACAAGUAUGCCAAGGCCUUCUUCGAACGACUCGUUGGCUCCAACAAAGAACUCGUUACAUUCGAGUAUGCAACUCAUGGCACUUUUGUGUCAACCCUGCUUCCCGAUACCGACGACAGCUCUGGCGAGACAUGCGGUGUGAGAUUGUUGACGUCGUACGUCAGCAAUGGUGGGGACCUUGCCAAUCUGGACAAGUCGUGUCUGGACGAGGUGCCGGCACUAAACAUGGCGAUACCGGCCGACUAUCUGACAGAAUAUUUGGGGACCGAUGAUGCAUACGACGGCAAUACUGUGAGAGCUAAAACCUCACUCUCUACGUAG
Peronospora matthiolae is the source of this 1770-nucleotide messenger RNA. Lineage: Eukaryota; Oomycota; Peronosporomycetes; Peronosporales; Peronosporaceae. The record is from the annotation of a GenBank genome assembly.